CAGCGCUCACUCAUUGCUGUGAGAGUCUAGGGGAGCGACCCGAGAGCCGCAGUGAUGCCAGUAACCCUCUAGGAUGCUCUACACACCGAUGCUUUUACUGCCGUCUGUUUCAGCCACAGGCCUUUGAGCAGAUCCGGAUAAAUCCGGGAAGAAGGUGUUCUUCCCAGCACGGGAUAACGGGAGCGCGCGACCUUGCGCUGAAUGUCAUCAGAAAGAGGUUUUAAUCUCGCUACGACCAUCCAGAUUUGAGUCUCAGCGAUGGAUAUUUUAAAGCAUAUAAUCAACGACACUGUGGAAUUCUACAAAUGGAGUCUCACUAUUGCAGACAAGCGUGUGCAGAAAUGGCCCUUGAUGGACUCGCCGCUGCCCACGCUGGCCAUCAGCUCCUCCUACCUGCUCUUCCUCUGGCUGGGACCCAAGUACAUGCAGGGCAGAGAAGCCUUCCAGCUGAGGAAGACCCUCAUCGUCUACAACUUCAGCAUGGUCAUCCUUAACUUCUUCAUUUUCAAAGAGCUCUUCCUUGCAGCGCGGGCGGCCAACUACAGCUACAUCUGCCAGCCCGUCGACUACUCGGAUGAUCCCAAUGAAGUGAGGGUGGCAGCAGCCUUGUGGUGGUACUUUAUUUCCAAAGGUGUGGAGUACCUCGACACUGUGUUUUUCAUCUUACGGAAGAAGUUCAACCAAAUCAGCUUCUUGCAUGUCUAUCACCACUGCACCAUGUUCACUCUGUGGUGGAUUGGCAUCAAAUGGGUCGCCGGUGGACAGUCAUUCUUCGGGGCUCAUAUGAACGCAGCCAUCCAUGUCUUGAUGUACUUGUAUUAUGGGCUGGCCGCAUUUGGUCCAAAAAUACAGAAAUAUCUGUGGUGGAAAAAAUAUCUGACGAUCAUCCAAAUGAUCCAGUUUCACGUCACCAUUGGCCACACGGCCUUGUCGCUGUACUCUGACUGCCCGUUCCCGAAGUGGAUGCACUGGUGUCUGAUUGGAUACGCCCUCACCUUCAUCAUCCUCUUUGGCAAUUUCUAUUACCAGACGUACCGUCGGCAGCCCCGCCGCGAGACCGCGUCCAAACCCGGCAAAGCCCUUCACAACGGAGCCUCUAAUGGAGCCCUGACGUCUAGUAAUGGAAACGCUGCCAAGAUGGACGAGAAGCCGGCGGAGAGCGGGAGGAGAAAGCGGAAGGGCAGAGCAAAGCGCGAGUAAAACGGAGGAGAGGGAAGCUGACGCGAGAGGCCGCUCUGAAAGAUUGUUCAGCAAAUUGUUACGACCAAACAGUAUGGCCACUCUGGAGAAAUACAAGCCUAUAUGUAGAGAGACUGAACAACAUGACAUCUUUCCACAUCGCCCCUCUUAAGUUUAGUACAUUAUUCUAUGUAUCUGCCUUUUUUACAUCACUGUUCUAAUGCCAGAAAAGACCCGUGUUUCAUCAGUGUACGACGAAAGACUCUGAUAUCAGAGGGGUUUUUCAUCAUUUGUUAUAGUGGGGUCCAAAAGUUCUUCUGUUUUGCAACAUAAAACUAUUAUCAGAAUGAUCAUGAGAUGAACUGAUCUAGAUCCUGAUGUUCUCCAGCAUGAUUUGCAUCUUGUGGAAGAAGAAAAUCGCUCGAGAAAAGUCGCUUAUUUGAAUAGUCAAAAAGGAAUUGUGCAUAUUUCGUCUUCAUUUUACAGACUUUUGGACCCCCACUUUAUAUCAUUUAUUUGUGAAACAUAUUCAUGUGUUUGUUUAUUUCAAACUUUUGUAAGUUGCGUGUUGUUUAUCUUUUGGCAGGAUGUAUUGCCUACAGUAAUGUACUUUAAAACAUAGAUCAUGUUGCCCUGCAUAUUUCAGCUUCGAUCAAAAUUAGGGAUGCAACUUUACCAAGACCAUAUACUGAUAAUAUACAGUAGUGGGCAAAGGUGAUGUCCGGCCUUGGGAAAUUGACAUCUUCACCCUUUAUUAAAAUAUUGUUAAAAUACUGUUCAAGAUGAUAAUUUUAUAUAGUUGUGCUCUAAAUCAAUUGUUUUGUUUGUGAUAACGCAAUGAAACAUGCCAAAUUGUGCGGAUAGUUUUUUUGGCCAGCCAGGCUGUCAUACAAAUAAAUUAUGAACAUGCAAAAACCAACAGAAUAUUAAUAACUGAUUAUAUUGUAGUCAAUGUAUGAUUUUUCCUGUGAAAUUUUUUUUGUGUAUUGUAAAAUAGCAACUGUAGCUGUUUUUUGCCAAAUCAUUUUGUUUGAUAAAUACCUUAACAAAGUUUAGUGUUUUGUUCUUCCUUCAUAUUUAAUUUUAUUUAAAAUAUAUGAAAUAUUUUCCUCAUAUUUUGAUGGUUUAAUUGAACCUGAAGGAUCUCUAAAAACAAAUAUCCCCUCCGGACAUCAUUUUUAGCCACUACUGUAUCCUAUAUAUAUUCUGUUGUCUAUUGUCUUAAAAACUGUGUUCACAAUCAGAUCUCUCAUCUAGAAGUGAAAUCAGACAUUGUAACAUCUAACAUGAAUGAUAGGAAAGAUACAUUCACAGUUUAGUGCGUUUGUUGCCUGGCGUAAAAAAAAUCAACUGACUGAAAAGGAUAAAAUAUCGCCUUCUGUUAUCAGCCAAUUCAGAACAAUACUGAUAAAAAAAAAAACAUGAUAAUGGCUCAGACGGAUAUCAUGCAUCCUUAUUUAAGGAUACAUCAUCCUCAACAUCACAUACAUUAAAAAUGGGAUUGGGAAAUAUGUUUGUAGCUGCAAUAUUGCAUUGUGCGUUAAUAAAGUCUUGAGCUCCCUGUCAUAGUUUUUUUUUUUUAAUAGUUCCAAAAUUCCUAAAAUAUAUCAUGUGUUUUGUCUUGAAUUUUUUAUAAUGUUGUAAAUUCGGUGCAAUUUUGUACAUUGUGCUUUUGAAAACGAAAUGAUCAUCAUCUACUCGUUUUCUUUUUUUUUUUUCAAAUGACAGAUAUACAUUGCUGUAUAAAAUAAUAAAAUAAAUGGAAAUGCAUA
This is a messenger RNA of Pimephales promelas (fathead minnow), 2951 nucleotides long. RefSeq names its product ELOVL fatty acid elongase 4a (gene elovl4a). Gene Ontology annotation, cellular component: endoplasmic reticulum; endoplasmic reticulum membrane. NCBI's taxonomy places the organism in Eukaryota, Metazoa, Chordata, Actinopteri, Cypriniformes, Leuciscidae. The record is from RefSeq and is a predicted model, not a curated record. Gene Ontology annotation, biological process: very long-chain fatty acid biosynthetic process; sphingolipid biosynthetic process; fatty acid elongation, polyunsaturated fatty acid. Gene Ontology annotation, molecular function: fatty acid elongase activity.